Molecule: messenger RNA, 1139 nt
Organism: Heteronotia binoei (common prickly gecko)
Lineage: Eukaryota; Metazoa; Chordata; Lepidosauria; Squamata; Gekkonidae
Product: sulfotransferase 1C2-like
Exons: 8
Coding region: 137-1054 (305 amino acids)
Biological process (GO): sulfation
Cellular component (GO): cytoplasm
Molecular function (GO): sulfotransferase activity
Source: RefSeq, a predicted model, not a curated record
AGAUACACCCAAUCUGUUCCAAAGGCCCUGCGCAAACCAGCAAAGGUUUCAGGAAGCAAACCAGGAAGCCAGAGCAAGAAAAAAUAAAGUAAGGAACUGUGACUUGCUUGACAGGGGAGUAAAAUCGGGUCUCUAGAUGAUGGAUCUUGAAUUUGACCAGGAAGUUUUGGACGCCAACUUCAUCAAACGUGCAAAACUAGUGGAGGUCGAGGGAGUCCCUUUUCACAGUAAUACCGCAGAGAACUGGGGUCGCUUGUGGGCCUUUGCAGCCCGGCCAGACGAUCUUCUGAUCUGCACUUACCCCAAAGCAGGGACCACCUGGAUCCAGGAAAUUGUGGACAUGGUCCAACAGGGAGGGGACCUACAGAAAUGCACUCGGGCCCCAACACACAAGCGUAUGCCCUUCAUAGAUUUGUUCCUUCCCAAACCCUUAACUUCAGGCCUGGAAGAUGCAGAGGUGAUGCCUUCUCCACGCACCAUCAAAACCCACCUCCCAAUUCAGCUCUUGCCUCCUUCCUUCUGGGAACAGAAUUGCAAGGUCAUUUAUGUGGCCAGGAAUGCCAAAGACAAUGCCGUGUCCUAUUUUCACUUCUAUCGCAUGAACCAGGGGUUGCCAGAGCCCGGAAACUGGGACCAGUUUCUAGAAGAUUACCUUGUUGGGAAGGUUGCGUGGGGCUCUUGGUUUGACCAUGUCUGUGGCUGGUGGGAAGCCAAGGACCGACAUCCAGUUCUGUACCUUUUUUAUGAAGAUAUAAAGAAGGAUCCAGCCCGGGAAAUCCAGAAAGUAGCCCAGUUCCUUGGCAUAGAGCUCACAGAACCAGUUCUGAAACGGAUUGUGCAGCACACAACAUUUGAGAGCAUGAAAGCCAAUCCAAUGGCUAAUUACAGCAGUAUACCUUCUUCCAUUAUGGAUCAAGCUGUGUCACCUUUCAUGAGAAAAGGUGCUGUAGGAAACUGGAAGGAACACUUCACAGUGGCCCAGAGUGAACGGAUGGAUGAAGUCUGUGCUCGGAAACUGGGGGGCACUGGCCUGACCUUCUGCACAGAGCUGUAAGCCCACCUUUAUGUUAUUCCGUGAAACUUACACCAAAAUGUGCCUGGAUUGUUUCCUGUGCUAAAUAAAAUGAACCUCAAACUAA